UCCUCCUCCGCCCCAGAGCACCUUGGGUCCCUCCUGGCCCUCGGGACACAACUGCGCUGGCCACCAUGGACUUCAGCCUGGCGGCAGCCCUGGAUUCCAACUCCAAGAAGCUGGAGGGGGCUUGCAAGCUGGGAGACCCCAAGCACGUUCCUCCUAAAGCUCAUGGCGGGCCAGGGGCACCCCAGAAGCCGCGGCCCUGCCACGGCAGCUCCUCAGAUUCCAGCAGCAGCAGCAGCAGCAGCAGCUCCAGUGACUCGGACUGCGAGGGGAAGCCCCACGCCGCCGGCUCGCAGAAGCACAAAGGCACCGCGGACAAGCCCAAGAAGCCCAAGAUGAAGAAGGACAAGGACAAGAGGAAGAAGGGCAAGGAGGCUGCCCACUGAGGGGGCGGGGCUCAUUAAACCUUGCCCUUAGUCUGCU
Molecule: messenger RNA, 420 nt
Organism: Fukomys damarensis (Damara mole-rat)
Lineage: Eukaryota; Metazoa; Chordata; Mammalia; Rodentia; Bathyergidae
Gene: CUNH19orf33
Product: chromosome unknown C19orf33 homolog
Exons: 4
Coding region: 66-383 (105 amino acids)
Cellular component (GO): nucleus
Source: RefSeq, a predicted model, not a curated record